AUUGUCGUUUGUCUGCCUAUUGUUCUCCGCCAUCACGUGGUUGCUCAGGGGAACCCCGUUUUGUUGCAACAAAAAUAAUGUGCUUUCGUUUGGAUUUUGGCUGUAGUCAGAAUUUAAUCGACUAUAAUUAGGCACACAUAAAUGGAUAAGUUCGAGAGAUUACGUCCAGCCGGAUCGUUGGAGAAAUACUCCAUCGUGCGCCUCCCGCUCAAGUUCUAUUUCAAUGUGGCGGUGUCGGCAAACUACACCCUUCCCGAUUUCUUCACUCUGCCCAUAAAGGACUAUGUAUACAAGGCAUGUGAAACAUUGAUCGACCAGCACCCUAUUCUCUCUGCCAUUCCAGACAACGAAGAGUCCAAUGACCCUUGGUUCGUGCGUCUCCCAGAAGUGGACCUAAGCCAGCCGGUGUCGUUCCAGAAGCGCUCUCGUGACUUUCCUGAGGGGGAUGAGUCUGAUUUUGAAUUGUGCGAGUUGCUGCAAGUACAACAUAGCACCGGGUUUACGGCGCCGUUGCCAUACUGGAGGCUAUUUAUCUUGACGGAUGAUGCGAAUCAGCGGCGCUUCACGGCGGUUUACGUGUUCCACCAUGCGCUUGGAGAUGGGACGUCGGGGAAAGCAUUCCAUGAAACGUUUCUGGAUGCGUUACACGCUGCUGCUUCCUUGAACCCGGGAGAAGCCAAGAAGAUUAUCCCAUCGCCGAAGACACCCUUGCUGCCUAACCUGGAAGCAGUCCAUCCAUGUACUUCAACCUUCUCUUUCAUUCUUAAUACUCUGUUCAGGGCCAAAGUAUGGUCCUAUCGCGACCCAGGUCUUUGGACAGGGGCGAAGAUCUUCAUCCCGAUUGACACACAAUUACGCCAAAUUGUCAUCCCAGCGGCUGUGUCUGCAGGAUUUAGGAAGAACUGUCGCCAAAAUAGUGCUAGUGUUACCUCUGGCCUGCAGGCAGCCAUUGCGCGCGCUUUAUUCACCCAUCUACCGGAGAAGUACACCAAAGUUACCCUGACCGGAGCUAUCUCAGCCCGAAGGUGGCUGAAGGAGGGAAUCACAGAUCAAUCGAUGGGUGUCUGGGUUAUGGACUUUGGUGAAUCUUUUGUUCGAAAGCAGGUGAAUAAAUACCCUGACGCCUUCCCAUGGGGCGAUGCGAGAAAAUCCCGCGCAACCAUUGAACGGACCCUGAGUCGCCGAGGUAAGAAUACCGGUGUGGGCUUGCUCAAAUACGUGGACAAUUUUCAGGAAUUCAUGCAGGGUAAGCUAGGCAAGGAUCGAGGUGAGAGCUUUGAAGUGUCAAAUGUCGGAGUCUUGAAUCCCAAGCAGACAGAAGACCCGUCGCGGCCGCAGAUUGGACGAGUGAUGUUCUCCCAGACGCCCAGUGCCUCUAGUGCUGCUCUGGCGGUGUCUUCCAUCACAGGCGGAGAUGGCUUUUUAAUCCUGGGCAUCACAUGGCAGAAAGGCGUUGCAGAGCCGGAGCUGUUUGAUGCUGUUAUCGACACGCUGGUAAAGGAGCUGCACAAUGCUGCCCAAUGAUCCGAAUGUGCCAUGUAUUUGGGAUGCCAUUUUGGCUCCAUGUUAUCUAUAGUGGAUUGUAUAGACCUGCAUAAUGUGUAAUGAAUGAGCUUUAUUGUGAGUGAUGGAUGAUCUCCGCGGCGGAGCGGCCUCCGGAGUCCGGUGAUCGCGCCAAGGCGGUAGGUCUGGUUCCUCGGCAGAAUCGCGGGGAAAGGCCCCUUCCAUCAUUGUUUCCAUCUGUCGAAAUCGAUCCAUCGUCUACAGUUUCUCGCCUGAUUAAGGCAACCGAUAUCAAA
This is a messenger RNA of Aspergillus sclerotioniger CBS 115572, 1799 nucleotides long. RefSeq lists its product as uncharacterized. Gene Ontology annotation, molecular function: N-acetyltransferase activity. Bases 142 to 1524 code for a protein of 460 amino acids. The transcript is spliced from 2 exons. The record is from RefSeq and is a predicted model, not a curated record. Lineage: Eukaryota; Fungi; Ascomycota; Eurotiomycetes; Eurotiales; Aspergillaceae.